This is a messenger RNA of Megalops cyprinoides (Indo-Pacific tarpon), 3604 nucleotides long. It is a transcript of the gene actn1, whose product is annotated as actinin, alpha 1. Bases 254 to 2995 code for a protein of 913 amino acids. The transcript is spliced from 22 exons. Gene Ontology annotation, biological process: muscle cell development; actin cytoskeleton organization. Gene Ontology annotation, cellular component: stress fiber; plasma membrane; cell junction. Gene Ontology annotation, molecular function: calcium ion binding; actin filament binding. Lineage: Eukaryota; Metazoa; Chordata; Actinopteri; Elopiformes; Megalopidae. The record is from RefSeq and is a predicted model, not a curated record.
CACACAAGGACCUGCCUACUUGCCAGUCUAUAGCACCGUUGUGAAAAAAGACAGAAAAAAGAGGCCAGGAGUCGAGCGAGUGAGCAGAGAGUGAAAGAGUCAAAGAACGAGUCAGCAAGAGUAAGUGAGGGAGCGAGGGACCGUUAAUUUCAUCCACACCGUCUCGAGUGCGCCCGGGAGAAUUACAUUGUUGCAACAUAAUCGAGGAGGCAACGGGAAUAGCUACUACAACUAAGGAAACAGAGAUAUAAUCAUGGAUCAUUAUGAUGGGGAAGACAACGAUUACAUGCAGCAAGAGGACGACUGGGAUCGCGAUCUUCUCUUGGACCCUGCGUGGGAAAAACAGCAGAGAAAGACGUUCACAGCGUGGUGUAACUCCCACCUCCGGAAGGCGGGCACCCAGAUCGAGAACAUUGAGGAGGACUUCCGGGAUGGCCUAAAACUCAUGCUUCUUUUGGAGGUCAUUUCGGGGGAGCGUUUGGCCAAACCAGAGCGGGGAAAGAUGCGGGUACACAAGAUCUCCAACGUAAACAAGGCUCUGGACUUCAUCGCCAGCAAGGGGGUCAAGCUGGUGUCUAUUGGGGCGGAAGAGAUCGUUGACGGCAACGCCAAGAUGACCCUCGGAAUGAUCUGGACCAUAAUCCUCCGCUUCGCCAUCCAGGACAUCUCUGUGGAAGAGACAUCAGCCAAAGAAGGCCUGCUAUUAUGGUGCCAGAGGAAGACUGCUCCCUACAAGAAUGUCAACAUUCAGAAUUUUCACAUCAGCUGGAAAGAUGGGUUGGGAUUCUGUGCGCUCAUUCACAGACAUCGUCCAGAGCUCAUCGACUACGGGAAACUGCGCAAGGAUGACCCCAUGACCAACCUUAACACGGCUUUUGAUGUGGCCGAGAAGUACCUGGACAUUCCCAAGAUGCUGGACGCUGAGGACAUCGUGGGCACUGCCCGCCCGGAUGAGAAGGCCAUUAUGACCUACGUCUCUAGCUUCUACCACGCCUUCUCGGGCGCCCAGAAGGCAGAAACAGCGGCCAACCGGAUCUGCAAGGUGUUGGCAGUGAACCAAGAGAAUGAGCAACUUAUGGAGGACUACGAGAAACUGGCCAGUGAUCUGCUGGAGUGGAUCCGCCGCACCAUCCCCUGGCUGGAGAACCGGACCCCGGAGAACACCAUGCAGGCCAUGCAGCAGAAGCUGGAGGACUUCCGGGACUACCGCCGCCUGCACAAGCCGCCCAAAGUGCAGGAGAAGUGUCAGCUGGAGAUCAACUUCAACACCCUGCAGACCAAGCUGAGGCUGAGCAACCGGCCUGCCUUCAUGCCCUCUGAGGGCAAGAUGGUCUCGGACAUCUCCAAUGCGUGGGGUUCGCUGGAGGGGGCAGAGAAGGGCUAUGAGGAGUGGCUGCUCAACGAGAUCCGCCGGUUGGAGAGACUUGAUCACCUGGCAGAGAAGUUCCGCCAGAAAGCAGCCAUCCACGAGGCGUGGACUGAAGGUAAGGAGGAGAUGCUGCAGAAGAAGGACUAUGAGACUGCAUCCUUGUCGGAGAUCAAGGCCCUGCUGAAGAAGCACGAGGCCUUUGAGAGCGACCUUGCUGCCCAUCAGGACCGAGUGGAGCAGAUCGCGGCCAUCGCACAGGAGUUGAAUGAGCUGGACUACUACGACUCUCCCAGUGUGAACGCCCGCUGCCAGCGGAUCUGUGACCAGUGGGACGCCUUGGGCGCCCUGACCCAGAAGCGCAGCGAGGCCCUGCAGAGAACUGAGAAGCUGCUUGAAACCAUCGACCAGUUAUACCUUGAGUUUGCCAAGAGGGCGGCGCCGUUCAACAACUGGAUGGAAGGGGCCAUGGAGGAUCUGCAGGACACCUUCAUUGUCCACACCAUUGAGGAGAUUCAGGGUCUGAGCACAGCCCACGAGCAGUUCAAAGCCACGCUGCCUGAGGCAGACAAGGAGCGCCAGGCCAUACUGGGCAUCCACAAUGAGAUCACCAAGAUUGUGCAGACUUACCAUGUCAACAUGGCUGGAACCAACCCUUACACCACCAUCAACCCCCAGGAGAUCAAUGCCAAGUGGGACAAGGUGCGACAGCUGGUGCCACAGCGGGACCAGGCCCUGAUCGAGGAGCACACCCGGCAGCAAAACAACGAGCGUCUGCGCAAACAGUUCGCCAACCAGGCCAACGUCAUCGGGCCCUGGAUACAGAACAAGAUGGAGGAGAUUGGCCGCAUCUCCAUCGAGAUGCACGGGACCCUGGAGGACCAGCUGACGCAUCUGCGCCAGUACGAGAAGAGCAUCGUCAACUACAAGCCAAAGAUCGAUCAGCUGGAGGGAGACCACCAGCUGAUCCAGGAAGCACUCAUCUUCGACAACAAGCACACCAACUAUACCAUGGAGCACAUCCGAGUUGGCUGGGAGCAACUCCUCACCACCAUCGCUCGCACCAUCAACGAGAUCGAGAACCAGAUCCUGACGCGGGACGCCAAGGGCAUCAGCCAGGAGCAGCUGAACGAGUUCCGGGCCUCCUUCAACCACUUCGACAGGGACCACUCCGGCACACUGGGCGCUGAGGAGUUCAAGGCCUGCCUGAUCAGCCUGGGCUUCGAUAUCGCCAACGACGCACAGAAGAGAACAGGAAUGAUGGAUCCCGAAGACUUCAGAACCUGCCUUAUCUCCAUGGGUUACAACCUGGGUGAGGCCGAGUUCUCCCGCAUCAUGAGCAUCGUGGAUCCCAACCGGCUGGGUGUUAUCACCUUCCAGGCCUUCAUCGACUUUAUGUCGCGUGAGACAGCCGAUACAGAUACUGCCGACCAAGUCAUGGCCUCUUUCAAAGUGUUGGCUGGGGACAAGAAUUACAUCUUGGCGGAUGAACUCCGUCGGGAGUUGCCCCCAGACCAGGCAGAGUACUGCAUUGCCCGCAUGGCACCCUACAAUGGUCCCGAUGCUGUACCUGGUGCCCUUGACUACAUGUCCUUCUCCACUGCACUCUACGGAGAGAGUGACCUCUAAACCCUCCCCCAGGACUGCCCUGGGACCACCAACUCAGCAAUGGCCCUUUCCAUAGCCAGCUCCUCCUGUCAUUACCACAGCUAGCUCCUGUUAGCCUUUACCACAACUAUUUCUUCCCUGUCCUGACCACAUCGAGCUCUGCCUUGCCUUUACCAUAGCUGGCUCCUCCCUGCCCCUACCACAACCACCUCUUCCUUUUCCUUACCACGGCUAGCUCCUUCAUACCCUUACGACAAUAAGCUCCUCCCUUACCGUACCACAGGCAGAUCCCCCCCACCCCCCCUGCCCACCACUCCCAUGGCCCCAGUUUACCAAGCUGGCACUUUUUGUACACCCCCAGACUUUUUCUCUGCCCUGUUCCUCUCCCUUUCCUCGCUGGUCCACCCCCAACACGCUCCGUCUGUUGUACUUGCUUUUGAUGCAAUGCAGCACCUCUCCAGGUUUACAAAGGGGAGAGAGAAUUGUUUCUUUCUGUUUUUAUUUUUUGUUGUUCUUGUUUUUCUUCAAAAAAAAAAUAAAAAUUAACAUAUUUUAUUAUACAGAACGAAAAAGGUAUUUUUCUCCACCUGAUUAAAAAAAACAAACAAAAAAAAAAUCAAAAACAAAAAU